Myodes glareolus (Bank vole) is the source of this 2898-nucleotide messenger RNA. The record is from RefSeq and is a predicted model, not a curated record. Lineage: Eukaryota; Metazoa; Chordata; Mammalia; Rodentia; Cricetidae.
AUGUCAGCUCACUUCUUCCUGACAUCCCGAGGGUCUCGGAGGUCACGAGAUGUUGCAUCCGGCCUGAGUGUGCCCAUUCAGUUUUCCACUCACGAGCUGUGCCCACGCCGCAGACACACCACGGUCUCCCCGCCGUGCCCUGUGAGCACGCGGAUUCCUUCACCGGUCGCUGGGCAUAACCUCCUUCCGGGCUGUCACACGCUGCCCUUCCCAUCCCGGACGCAGACUCCUCUCUGCCUAAACUGUUCCAUCUCUCCCGGAGAGCUGUCCCCAAAUGGUUCAAAGAGCCCUGUGUUCUGCAAUGGCAGUGAGGUCCAGGGAAACUUUGACCCCGAGGACUUGAACCUGACGGAUGAGGCCCUGAGGCGGAAGUACUUGGGGCCACAGCAGAUGGAGCUGUUCGUACCCAUCUGUGUCGUGUACCUGCUGAUCUUUGUGGUGGGCACCGUGGGCAACGGGCUGACCUGCACUGUCAUCCUGCGACACAAGGCCAUGGGCACGCCCACCAACUUCUACCUUCUCAGCCUCGCUGUGUCUGACUUGCUGGUGCUCCUGGUGGGCCUGCCCCUGGAGCUUUAUGAGAUGCAGCACAAUUACCCGUUCCAGCUGGGGGCGAGCGGCUGCUACUUCCGAACGCUGCUCUUUGAGACCGUCUGCCUGGCUUCAGUGCUUAACGUCACAGCCCUGAGCGUGGAGCGCUAUGUGGCCGUGGUGCACCCGCUCCAAGCUAAGUCUGUGAUGACACGGACCCACGUGCGCCGCAUGUUGGGGGCCAUCUGGAUCCUUGCCGUGCUUUUCUCUCUGCCCAACACCAGUCUCCACGGCCUCAAGCAGCUCUUUGUGCCCUGUCGGGGUCUGGUGCCUGACUCAGCUGUGUGUACGUUGGUGCGCCCCCGACUCUUUUACAACUUGGUGAUCCAGAUCACCACCCUGCUCUUCUUCUGCCUGCCCAUGGCCACCAUCAGUGUGCUAUACCUGCUCAUUGGGCUGCAGCUGCGGAGGGAGAGGAUGCUGCUUCAAGAGGAGGUCAAGGGCAGGAAAACUGCAGCGGCCCAGAAGACCUGCAACAGACAGCUUCCGCUUCGAGAAAGGGGCCGGAGACAGGUGACCAAGAUGCUAUUUGCGCUGGUUGUGGUGUUUGGCAUCUGCUGGGCUCCGUUCCAUGCGGAGCGCCUCAUGUGGAGCUUGGUGCCCGACUGGACCGAGAACUUACUCCUGGCCUUCCAGUUUGUACACAUUACAUCUGGCGUCUUCUUCUACCUCGGCUCGGCAGCCAACCCAGUGCUCUACAGCCUCAUGUCCAGUCGCUUCCGGGAGAACUUCCGGCAAGCCCUGGGCCUGGGAACCCAAUGCCAUCGCCGCCGUCGCCAACACCGUCGUAGUUCCCAUAACCUCAGCAAGUUGACCACAGGUAGCACCUAUGACUUCGGUUCCCGGAACAGCAGGGCUGGACCCCUAGUUGAGAACGGGAAUCAAAGAUUUCACCAAGAGACAGAACUCUCCUGAGUAAAAUCCCAAAGGAGGCUCACCUCCUGGGCCAGAGAUCUGGGGAGCUACUGGGAAGAGCUUGGGAAGUCGGGUCAGCACCCCAGUGAUUUUCACCCUGCCCACAUAUUUGAGUGUUGAGGGAAACAGCAAGAAGAAGAGGAUUGAACCCCGACUGUCAAAGACUCAAAUUGAGGGUCUUUUUGACUCAGUUUUUAAUGCUUGCUGGUUUCAGAGGAUCUGAGUUCAGGUCCCAGCACCCACAUGGCAACUCACAAUUGCCUGUAACUGCAGUUCUAGGUCAUUUGACACUCUCUUCUGGUUUCUGAAGGCACCCACAUGUACAGAGGAUGCAAUCAUAAAAUACAAAAACAAAACAAAAAAACCUUAAAUACCGACAUUGAGCCAGGCACAUGCUAUAACACCCCUCCACACCCCAGACCUCCGGCUAAAUUCUCCCCCACAGAACCAUCAUGGCCCACCGAGGCCUCAGCAAUUAUCUCCCCGGGGAUCCCUCCUUCCUCUCAAGUUCACAGAUGCUUCCACAGGGGCCUAGCUGUCAUUCUGGUGACUUCUGAACCUCCAUAGUUUCUGACCUAUCUUUCCCUCCAGCUCUUGGACUACACUUGGGACCAUCCUCUCACCAUGGCACUGAAAUUUGAGCCUUCGAGCUGCCAGGGGGAAGAGGUUCCCAGGGAUCCUGGGGACCUGGAUCUAAACUCAACACCUUUGUCACCAACUUGUUGCCUCGUGGCAUCGGGCGAGUCGUCUCGCCUGUCUAGGCUUUGGUUCCUUGUUGGCACAGCGAAAGGUGUGCCGAGGUGCCAGUGUCACCCUUUGGUGCCAGCUGCGUUUCAUCUGUGUGCACGAAGGCUUCACCUGACCUGCAUCACUACCAAACCCUGCUUGCCCUCCGACCUUCUCGUGCCCCUGCCCCAAGCUGUCCAGUGUAGUUCCUUCGCUUGUCCUGGAGCGGAUAGGGAGGACAGGUGAGCACAGCAGUCCCCUUGCCUGUUGCCUUGCUUGCCUGCAGACAGACUGAUCUGGCAGCCCCCGCUAAACAAUGUACCAGAGAUGCUGUUAGCCGGGAAUCUCUGAAGCAAGAAACCUGGGCUAACCAAGGACCAGAAGUGGCCAUGCAGAGACAGUGUGUUGCUUAGUCUUUGUCGACUUGACACCAACUAGAGUCACCUGGGGAGAGUGAACCUCAGUGGGGGAGUUACAUCCAUCGGAUUGGCCUGUGGACGUGUCUGUGGGACAUUUUCGUGAUGAUUGGUGUGGCAGGGUCCAGUCCACUGUGGGUGGUACCACUCCUGGCCAAGAGGUCCUACGCCGUCUAAAGAAAGCUGAGGGAAGGAGAGAUGGCUCAGAGGUUAAGAGCACUGGCUGUUCUUCUAGAGGUCCUGAGUUCAA